This is a messenger RNA of Saprolegnia parasitica CBS 223.65, 1353 nucleotides long. RefSeq names its product DNA primase. Gene Ontology annotation, cellular component: alpha DNA polymerase:primase complex. Gene Ontology annotation, biological process: DNA replication, synthesis of primer. NCBI's taxonomy places the organism in Eukaryota, Oomycota, Saprolegniomycetes, Saprolegniales, Saprolegniaceae. The transcript is spliced from 8 exons. The record is from RefSeq and is a predicted model, not a curated record. The coding region runs from base 44 to 1312 and encodes 422 amino acids.
CGCGCAUUGGUCGGUUCCAUUUUGCACCGCAGCACUUGCCGCGAUGGUCAACGAGUCGUUCUCGCCCGAGCUCCUCGGCCUCUACUACGACCGGCUCUUCCCGUACGAGCUCAUGACCAAGUGGCUCGGGUACGACUGCAGCAUGGACAAAGGCGGCCCCGGCACGGAGCUCCUCGCCCGGCGCGAGUUCUCGUUCACGCUCGAGAACGACGUGUACAUCCGCUACAAGGCCUUCCGCGAUGCCGACGAGUUCAAGACCGAGAUGAAGAAGCUCAUGCCGUUCAAGAUCGACAUUGGCGCCGUCUUUACCGUCUCGCCAGCGGACAAGGGCAAGGUCGACGCGGCCAAGUUUGUGCCGGAGGAGCGCGAGCUCGUCUUUGAUGUCGAUUUGACCGACUACGAUGACAUUCGUACGUGCUGCCAGGACGCCAAGAUCUGCGCGCGCUGCUGGCGCUUCAUGGUCGCCGCGGUCAAGGUGCUCGACACCGCCCUCCGCGAGGACUUUGGCUUUCAGCACCUCAUGUGGGUCUACUCGGGUCGGCGUGGUAUCCAUUGCUGGGUCUCGGACUACACGGCGCGCAUGCUCACGAACGAUGCGCGGUCGGCCGUUGUCCAGUACCUCACGACCGUCGAGGGCAACGAAAACACAAAGCGCAAGGUCGUGCUCCGCGAUCCGCUGCACCCAUCGCUCGAGCGGGCGUACACGAUUCUCGAGCCGCUCUUCCACGACAUCAUCUUGAGCGACGACGGUCAAGGCAUUCUGAGCAGCCCCGAGCACUGGAAGAAGCUUUUGGAAAUGGUGCCGGACGAAGACAUUCGCGCGACGUUCCACAACAAGUGGCUCAAGACCACGACGACCGAGUCGCCAGCGACCAAGUGGGCGAAUCUCAAGGCCGCGAUCCACGACGCUCUGCAUAGCAAAAAACGCAAGCAAAUGGGCGACGACAAGCGCCGGCUCCUGUGCACGUGCAUUCCCGAGAUUGUGUUUGCGUACCUCUACCCGCGCCUCGAUGCCAACGUCUCGAAACAACGCAACCACUUGCUCAAGAGCCCGUUCGCCGUGCACCCCAAGACCGGCCGCGUCUGCGUGCCCAUCGACCCGCGCAAGAUCGACAUCUUUGACCCGGACACGGUGCCGACGCUGGCCGACCUCGAGCGCCAGCUCAACGGCGAGGCGACCGAGCACGUCAAGCCGUUCACGGACUAUAUCAAGUUGUUUGACGCCAAGUUCAUCCACCCGAUCCAGCUCGCGCUCAUCAAGCAAAAGAAAGUUCUCGCCGAGACGCAAGCGGCCGCGACCGGCGACUGGUAGAGGGGUUGCAUCUCGAAUACUAUCGCCCGUUUAUAUGCACG